Moneuplotes crassus is the source of this 642-nucleotide messenger RNA. NCBI's taxonomy places the organism in Eukaryota, Ciliophora, Spirotrichea, Euplotida, Euplotidae. The record is from the annotation of a GenBank genome assembly.
UAUAAUUAAAAAUGAAGAUUGUAAUUUUGGCAGUGAUGCUUGCAUUUGCAUCUGCCAUUCAAACUAUGGCUCCAGUCACUCAUGAAGUUUACUUCGAUAUUGAUAUCAAUGGAAAAGAUGCUGGAAGGAUUACCAUCGGUCUCUUUGGUACUGUUGUGCCAGAAACUGUUCACAAUUUCGUAGAUAUUGCCGCAGGAACUGCUUUCGAUGAUGGACUCAGCUACACAGGAAAUCCAUUCCAUAGAAUUAUUAAAGGAUUCAUGGCCCAGGGAGGAGAUAUCACCAACCAAGACGGUACUGGUGGUAAAUCAAUCUUCGGAAAAAAGUUCCCAGAUGAAAACUUCAUCCUCAAGCAUGAUAGAGAUCAUGUAUUGUCUAUGGCCAACUCAGGAGCUGAUACUAAUGGAUCUCAAUUCUUCAUUACUUUCGAGAAGACUCCAUGGUUGAAUGGAAAGCAUGUAGUGUUCGGAGAAGUCUUGAGCGGAUUCGAAACUCUUCACAAAAUGGAAGCCAUGGGAUCACCAGAUGGAAAGCCAAAGAAGCCUGUAACUAUCAGAAAAUCUGGAGUGAUCGAUCAAUCUAGAGAUGGAAGAAGGUAAAUUCAAAUUCAUCUCUCAUUAAAAUCUCAGAAGAUUCAAUCAA